This is a messenger RNA of Mytilus trossulus (common blue mussel), 2078 nucleotides long. RefSeq lists its product as uncharacterized. Bases 137 to 1699 code for a protein of 520 amino acids. The transcript has 2 exons. The record is from RefSeq and is a predicted model, not a curated record. Lineage: Eukaryota; Metazoa; Mollusca; Bivalvia; Mytilida; Mytilidae.
AUGUCGCCAUCAUCGUCAAUAACUUCCUGAUUUCCAAAGAAGAAAGUAGCCCACAGAGCUAUUGCCUUUUAUGGUUCUUUAAGACUAACUCAGAAAUUAUGAAUUAAGAAAUCAUAUCUGUUUAUAAAGACACAAAAUGGACCAGGCAUAUUAUGAAAGGAUUUCAAGACAAAAGCAUGUAAGAACAUUACUUCAGAAAGCUGUUUUAAAUCUGUGCCAAAAGAAUUAUGCUUCAUGUGCCCCAAACCUUGAAGUAGAUGGAAUUAUUUGCAUAUCAUUUCCAGAUAGUCCUGACCAGCAUGUGGUAAAGAUUCAUGAGAAAAUUCAGCUGAAUGAUUUUCGUACAGGUCUUUCAUGUAAUGACGCACCAGUGACAAAAGUUCACAGGUCACCUAAUAAUUGUAAUAAUGGUCAACAUAUGUAUGUUGUACACAAUAAUGAGUCUGAUGAAGUUGUGGAAGAUAGAGAUAGUAUGCAAAGCUCAUACUUAGAGGUUAGAGAUGAAAAUUCAUUGUCUUUAAGCCCUGGAAAUUCAGUCUUUCCAAAGAUGGAAUCUGUCUCAUCACUGAAUAAUAAACAAUUUGAAGGGGACGUACACAGUUCUAAGUCAAAAAGGAAAAUGUUUAAAGUAGUUCAACGCAAAAGAAACACUAUUGAAGAACCAGAUGUUGUGUCAGACUCUUCAGAUGAGGAAAUGAAUGUGUUGAAAGAGCAAGAAUCCUCCAUUUCCAGUCCACAUCAUACUAAAAAUGAUAAUAUAGGGAAAGGCCAGUCUCCAAAUGGAAAGAAAACUAACUUUUGUGAAUCUGUAAAAGACGGAUAUGUCAUUGUCAAGGUUGAAAAUUUUGAUGAUGAAGGCAUUGACGAUUCAAAACAAAAUGACAUUUGCUUGGGCAAAAAUAAUAAACAGGCAGAACUUGGCAGUGAUAGACUACCAUCUCGAAAAUGGAUUCAUUUGCCAUCACAUGAUGAAAAUGAAUCAUCAUACAACAAAGGUAGAGAAUCUCUUAUUACAAUCGAAGGUCAUCUCACUGAUAAUUCAGCACAUGAAAGCCCAAACAGAAACUCUAAUAACAAAGAUAUCCAUUUUCCUGAUACUGAUGGAUAUCAAGUUAGACCCUCGGUCGGACAGAUUGAUUUAUCAAAAACAUCUGGCUUCUGCGGUUCAAGUCCUGAAGACAAACAUUUAGAUUCUUAUAGUUACCGUGGGAAUGAUUCACAGUUCAGAGAUUCAUCAAGCUUUUCAAAUCUUGACAAUGUAAGCUGUUUCCCUCCAUUUACUAGAAGCUUGUUAGAGACUAGAGCUCUUCAGACUAAAGGUACAAAAAGUGUAGACAAUCUUUUAAUGAACAAGUGUAAAAAAGAUCAACUGAGUGUCCACGAAUCAUCCUUUAGAGAUAGACAAAGUAUGAUUGAUCUCCAAACAACGUCAACUGCCUCAGAAAAAAAAUCGCCAUUUUCAACCUAUACUAUAGCUCUUAAUACAGACAAGGAGAAGAAAUAUUUUUGCAAGCAUUGUGGGAAGGGAUUCACUCUGAAAUGUACGAGGUCACGACAUGAAAAGACAAUUUGUGGAGGGGGAGGUGAAGGACAAUACAGAUGCCAUAUAUGUUUGAAAGUGUUUACUCGCUCUGACAGUAGAUGUAGACAUCUAUGGAAGACCCAUGGUGUUAAAAAUGAAGUUACUACAAUGUGUUGAUGUUUAUGAAUUUCAGUAAUCAUGGUAAUAUUUUGUGCUUUUAGUAUGUAUUUUUAAACAUAUUUUUGUUAAAACUGAAAUUACUACUGUGUGCUGACAUUUCAGAAUUUCUGUAAUUGUGUGUGCUUGAAAUAAGAAUGUUUAAAUAUAGUUUUCCUACAUGUAAAAGGAAGUUUUUAAUACUUCAAUGUGUUGAUGUUAAGUAAUUUCAGAAAUAGAAUGUGAAUUAUUUCUGAAUUUUCAGAAUGUAUGAACCUAAUUAUUUCCAGCAAUUUGCUUUACAGUACUUCUGAUAUUGCUUGAAACUAUUACAGUUUUAAUUUUUUCUGAAUUUCCACAAUUAGUUUGUUCUAAAUUUUAUUUUUGCAUGAAAGAUAUC